GUUGGAGCGCAGUCAGGUGCUGGAGUCCAAGGGUCAGGUAGCGCUGAGGAAGGCAGUAAGCAGACCUUGGCUUUCUCUCUGGGGGUGGUGUCCAGUCGAGAGAGAGAGAGAGCGACUAUUUUUAUCACAGUGGAUCUGGCCGCCUCAGUCAAAGCAGAAUAACUACAGAUAACACCAUGAGCGGAAGGAAAUUCUCCCAAGAACAGACUCGUCCAGAGUCGUCCUCACACUUGGCGCUGCCUGACCUGAAGACGGUUCGAUGGUUACAGGACCAGGAGACGUUGAUGAAACUCUAUCAAUCGACGGCGAGGCGCUAUGUGAACCUGAAAGGAAUGUUCCUCGUGGGCUGGUAUCUCUUGGUGAUCGAGGUCGUUGCAGUCUGGUGGUGGACAUUACUACAUAACAUCGCCUUGCCACAAGUCGUAAUCAUACUCGUAGGCCACAUGGAUUCUGGAACCGUUUACGUCCUGGAAACUGUGUAUCGCAAGACAGACUGGUGGCGAGAUGCAGCAGGUGUCAGAUUCAUGUGGUUCAAAGAGAGCGUCGUCUUCUUCCUGGACAGAAAUCUCACGACGGCAGACAAGUACUUCGGACUCCUGCAAGACCAGAUUUUUGCCCUCAUCGCCUUCCUCACGAAACCUGUUAGACUUAUUGGCGAUGUCAUCUCUAAUUUUGCUGCACAGAAGCCUGGUGAGGGAGCUUACCCGAAGAUCAAGAACGGCUCCCUGAGGAGAAACUCCGAGGGCUACGAAGCCGAGGACAACGAGGACUUCGUGGAUGAGGAUUACCUCUCGGACGCGUCCUUGGACUCCAGGAGACUCAUGAAGGAGGACUCGAGAGGGCAAUUAUACACACGCCUGCACACGACCGCCACGGCCGAGGGGAAGUUCCGGGAAGCCAUGUACGUCAGGGUUCGAAACGAGCUGAGCAUCAUGAGGAAGAAUUCGAUCAGGUUCUCCACCGGAAUCGUGAACUGCGUCAGACAAAUGGUGGAAUUGCCAACAAGACAAAGCGGCAGAUCUUUGCAGGAAUUACUUCUAAGCAUAGCCAAGAAACUGAGGAUCUUGGAUCUGAUUCAGACACUCCAGGAAAACAUGAGCGGGCAACCCUACCUCGCCAGGCCGCUAAUCCUAGUAAGGGUUCUCAGCGAAGCUUGGCUCGCUUUUUUGCUUCGUUUGGUGAGGGUAAAAAAGAACAGGCGAACCAGGUCAAUGAGGUCAGAAAGCCUGCGUCGCCGGGCUCUCAACCCAAGUGGUAUGAGCAGUCUCCACCAACUAAGCCCCGCGGCUCUCCAGCAAUCCUCCGAGCCCGCGCCGUCUCUCCGCCUGCCAGUGUCAGCGACUCUGCAGGAGAGAGUCCAGAAACUCGAAGAAGAGGAUUUGGAAGGUUUUCCCUCAAAAGACAGCGCUCUAGGAAGUGAGGACUACCACUCCGAGGCGGCCACCCUCAGCGACCACGCCUCCCCCCGCGUCGAGGAAGGGCCGGAAUCGGGCAGCUCCGACAAGGAGAAAAAGCGCAAGGUCAGCUUCUCCGAUGUCACCGGGGAGCAGCUGGCACAGUUGCGAGCGGGCGCACCGGAAGUCAGACACAGGGGGGAGUCCCCUUCCUCCCUGUGCGCAGGAAGUCUUAGGGAUAUGAACGGGAGUUCCGGCAUUCCUAGGUCUUCCUUGAGCAGUGGGAGACAGUCUCCACUUCAAGAGGCUCCCUGGAAUUCGUCUCUGUCUUCUGAGGAGGGGAAUCAAGACCCGUCGUUGAGGAAAGUAAGAUCUCCCCAACAGAAACAUGUUAUGAUAAAGUCCAACUGAAUAUUCAUAUAAGCAACACAUACACACACACAUAUAUAUAUAACCUAUAUAUAUGUCGUCUGUGUGUGUGUGUUGAUGUAUAUAGAAUGAGAGGGCAAGAAAAGGUAUAAAUCUCUUAUACCAUAUUACUUACCAGCAUUCUAGCCGCUGCGGUCUUUCUAUAUGUAAGGAAAAAUUGUAUACGUAUUCUUUUCCUGUCGGAAGCCAAGCCUUUUACCAAAUCAAAGUCCCGUAUGAUUUUACUCAUAUUAUUAUUUGCUCAAUACUGUAAUGUAAACCCUUCAUUGACAUGAGAUACGGUCUAAUAAACAUACCAAAAAACUUUUCACAACAAUCCUGAUAAUUCACAGCACAACAAAACCGUUUUAUUUACUUCCAUCUUUGUAGAAUAACUAAGUUUAAAACUUCAUGAAAAAAAUGUCCUCCAAAACUAAGUCAUACCUUCAUAAUCAUAGUUUUUAGGUUAUGUAAUAAACGUAUGCGUUGGAAUACUUUUGUGUUUAUGCAUAUGUAAUGAGAAUCUUGUCGAUUAUUGUAAUAAAUAACAAACAAACAAACACGCACACACACAUAUAUUUAUAUAUGUAUAUAAAGGCAAAACCCACGAAGAAAAGUGAAACAAUAAAGUAACCACUGCAAGGUCUUUCGAUUCUCGUCCUUUGCGAAACUUCGUAAAGGACGAGAGUUGAAAGGCCUCCUCGCAGCGGUUAAUCCAUUGUUUCAUUUCCUUCGUGGAUUUUUGUCUUUAUUUAUAUAUAUUCAUCGCGUUCCAUAUUUUCGUGAUUCAGCUACACAUACAUACACACACAUAUAUAUAUAUAUUAUAAAUUU
Messenger RNA from Macrobrachium nipponense, 2636 nucleotides. RefSeq lists its product as uncharacterized. NCBI's taxonomy places the organism in Eukaryota, Metazoa, Arthropoda, Malacostraca, Decapoda, Palaemonidae. The record is from RefSeq and is a predicted model, not a curated record. The transcript has 9 exons. The coding region runs from base 177 to 1805 and encodes 542 amino acids.